Candidula unifasciata is the source of this 276-nucleotide messenger RNA. The record is from the annotation of a GenBank genome assembly. NCBI's taxonomy places the organism in Eukaryota, Metazoa, Mollusca, Gastropoda, Stylommatophora, Geomitridae.
GGUCGACUUGUCAACUUGAGUUGUUCCUCUGUACCAUCAUUUGUGGUUUCUAUUACAGCUACAACACAGGCCCUUGCUUUGAUUGAGCUCUUCAAUGCACCUGGUGGCCGCUAUAAGCAGGAUGUAUACUUGCUGCCAAAGAAAAUGGAUGAGUACGUAGCCAGUUUACACCUGUCCACAUUUGAUGCACACCUGACGGAACUGACCGAGGAGCAGGCCAAAUACUUGGGCCUCAACAAAGCAGGCCCUUUCAAGCCCAAUUAUUACAGGUACUGA